AUGAGCGCUGAUGAAUUUAAGCAGCAAGGUAAUGCUGCAUUUCUUGCAAAAGAUUAUGUGAAGGCUAUCGAUCUUUUUACCAAGGCCAUUGAAGUUUCAGAAACCCCAAACCACGUUCUAUAUUCCAACAGGUCUGCAUGCUAUGCAUCUAACAAGAAGUUUGAAGAGGCAUUGAAAGAUGCUGAGGAGUGUGUUAAGAUUAGUCCUAGCUGGUCUAAAGGUUAUAACAGAGUGGGAGCCGCCCAAUUUGGUCUUUCUCAAUUGGAUGAAGCUGAGAAGAGUUACAAGAGAGCAUUAGAAUUGGAUUCCAGUAAUAAGGCUGCAAAAGAUGGGUUAGAACAUGUGCAAAGUGCAAAGGCAGGUCCUCAAAUGCCAGAUUUAGGUCUUUCUCAAAUGUUUAACGACCCUAAUUUGAUCCAAAAUUUGAAGAAUAAUCCAAAGACUGCUGAUAUGAUGAAAGAUCCACAAUUGGUGGCUAAAUUAGAAGGUUACAGGAAUAACCCACAGUCAAUCAGUCAGGAUCUCUUCACCGACAAAAGGUUAAUGACUAUUAUGGCUGCCUUGUUGGGUAUUGACUUGAACAUGGGUGAUCCUAGUGCUGGUAGUGAGGCACAAGAAUCUGCCAAGCCAAAAGAACCAGAAUCAAAUCCAGAACCUAGAAAAGAACCAAAACAAGAGCCAAAGCAAGAACCAGAAGCCAUGGAAGUUGAUGAAGAACCUAACUCCAGAGUUGCCGCAGAAGCGGAGAAAGCCGAAGGUAAUAAGCUUUACAAAGCCCGUCAAUUUGAAGAGGCCAUCGAACAUUACAACAAGGCCUGGGAAUUACACAAGGAUAUCACUUACUUGAACAACCGUUCUGCAGCUGAAUUCGAAAAAGGUGAUUACGAUACUGCAAUCAAGACUUUGAAUGAUGCCGUGGAACAAGGUAGGGAAUUGAGGGCUGAUUACAAGACUAUUGCCAAGUCAUUCGCUCGUAUUGGUAAUGCUUACUACAAGUUGAAAGAUUUGAGGAAAGCAAUUGAACAUUACAACAGAUCUUUGACUGAGCACAGAACUGCUGAAGUUCUCAACAAACUGAGAUCCACUGAGAAGGAGCUAAAGAAAGCCGAAUCUGAAGCCUACGUCAAUCCUGAAAAGGCAGAAGAAGCUCGUUUACAAGGUAAGGAAUUCUUCACCAAGGGUGAUUGGCCAAAUGCUGUCAAGGCUUACACAGAAAUGGUUAAGAGAGCUCCUCAAGAUGCCAGAGGUUUCUCCAACAGAGCUGCUGCAUUGGCAAAACUAAUGUCUUUCCCUGAAGCUAUCGAAGAUUGUAACAAAGCUGUUUCCAUUGAUCCAAAUUUCGUCAGAGCUUACAUUAGAAAGGCAACUGCUCAAAUUGCUGUCAAAGAAUUUGCAGCCGCUAUUGAGACUCUAAACAUUGCUCGUGAAAAGGACGCUCAAGUAAACAAGGGUGCUAACGUUAGAGAAAUUGAUCAACUACAUGCCAAGGCUUCCAGUCAAAGAUUCCAACCAGCUAGUGACAACGAAACUCCAGAACAGACUUACGAAAGAGCAAUGAGAGAUCCUGAAGUUGCAUCUAUCAUGAAAGACCCUGUGAUGCAAAGUAUCUUAUCUCAAGCUCAACAAGAUCCUGCUGCUCUACAGGAACACAUCAAGAAUCCUGAAGUGUUCAACAAGAUUCAAGUUUUGAUCCAAGCAGGUAUCAUCCGUACUCGUUAA
This is a messenger RNA of Zygosaccharomyces rouxii, 1719 nucleotides long. RefSeq names its product Hsp90 cochaperone STI1 (gene STI1). The record is from RefSeq and is a predicted model, not a curated record. Gene Ontology annotation, molecular function: Hsp90 protein binding. Lineage: Eukaryota; Fungi; Ascomycota; Saccharomycetes; Saccharomycetales; Saccharomycetaceae. Bases 1 to 1719 code for a protein of 572 amino acids. The transcript has a single exon.